Messenger RNA from Conger conger (European conger), 1393 nucleotides. RefSeq names its product triple QxxK/R motif containing (gene triqk). The transcript is spliced from 4 exons. NCBI's taxonomy places the organism in Eukaryota, Metazoa, Chordata, Actinopteri, Anguilliformes, Congridae. Gene Ontology annotation, cellular component: endoplasmic reticulum membrane. The record is from RefSeq and is a predicted model, not a curated record. Bases 132 to 386 code for a protein of 84 amino acids.
AUUCAUCUUCCUGGUGCACAGUGGGUGGGGAGUAAGGUCCUGGUUGGCUGAGGAGAACCAUUGCCCUGUGAUCGAACCGGGAACAAGCAGCGAUAUCCUGCAGGCUGGUAUACAGUUCGUAACAAAGCAGAAUGGGAAAGAAAGACGCGUGCGCUGCAAGGUUGCCGGUCGAGCAGUACCGAAAACAGAUUGGAAAACAAGAUUACAAGAAAACCAAAUCUGCUCUAAGAGCGACGAGAUUAAAAGCAGAGGCGAAGCGGAGUGCCCCGGGAAUUCGGGACACUGUUCUCGUCAUCGUGGCCAUCCUUGUCUUCGUCCUCAGUGUUUAUGCGUUCUUCUACCUCAAUCUGAGCACCGAGCUAGACCUGGACGUGGAUGUGGAUUAGCACACCAGCUCCUUGGUGAAGGUUCACUUGGGGGGAAGACUUGGACAACAACAGGACAUAAGAGCCUCCCUCCGUUCCCCCCCUGCGACCGACCACCUGAUUGGCCCUAAUUGGUCAUGCAGCGUUUGUAUUCCAGAUGCCCCGCCCCCUGCAACAGGUCACAUGGUGCUCCACGGUGAACCGAUCCACCCUCAAAAGCAGGCAUGUCAAAAAUGGAAGAGGAAAUUGGUUAGUCCAGAUGUUUCCGUCAGUGCUUAAGAGAUACUCCACAUCUCGCCAUCCCACACACGGCCUUUUGGAGAUUAUAAUUGUUUAUAUCGGUUGUGUAUAUUUUGCUUAAUGUGAAAUGGUCUCUUUUCGUUUUAUUUGUUUCGUUACAAGUCUUACGCUCUGGUCGGGAGAAAAGAUGCUCGGACUGCACUGCACUGCCAAUUGAUUACAGUACAUCAACGUGAUGCCAGGAAAGGAAGACUCCACAACAAUGUUAUUGUCCUUUUCUCUUCACUCAAACCUGGGUAGACAACGUUGUAUUCAUAAGAGAUCAUCAUUGUGGAAUCAUGCUGUUCUUUUCCUGACUAAUAGCAAUAUGUAAAUCUUUUGAGAGAGAGAUAAUCAGCACCCCAACCCACCCCCCAUGCAUUCCACCACAAAGACUUGUGCCUACAUUUUCAUGGGUAGCGAUUGUGAGGAUUAGACGUGUAAUUCCUCUCUUGAUUGCGUCUGUGUCCGGAAUACAAAACCCCAAAUUUCAUCCAUCUCUGACUGCAUCCACCAGAGCUAUAACUGACACAAUCUGGCUGUUUCUGUUUUAUUGGUGUAAAUGUGGAAAAUAUAUUACAUACACAAUAAUCAAUAAUCAGUCUUGCAAAGAAGAAAGCGAUGCACUAUUAAUGAUUGUAUAUUUUAUGAAUCAUUGUACAGAAAAACCAUGAAGGACUGAUCAUUCUUACUUAUUUUGUCAUUGUCAUCUAUUUUCCAAGUUAUAUGAAAUAAAAAUAAUGGCCUUC